AUGCACCUAAAAUCAAUUUUGGCUUCGGCCUUGGUGGUUGCGACGUCCUAUGCUCACCCAGGGCAUAGCAACCAGAAGGAGCUCCACGCACGGCGCGAGUUCUUGUCUAGACAUGUCAACAAUAUCGACCACUGCGCUUCUAUGCAUGAGGCUUCUGGGUUACGUACGAGGGCGAUAGAACGUCGCGCGGCAUUGGCUAACACGCUCAGCCGUCGACAAGAUUCGCCCCUCAGCAAGAGUCACAAGAGCGACAAGGGGUACAAUGUAGAUACGGAUCCGAAAGAAAUUUUCGCCAGCAAGAAGUCCUGUGUACUUACACCCGAAGCUACCGAAGGCCCUUUCUAUGUCACAGGAGAGUACAUUCGCAGCAAGCUCGUCGAUGACCAAAAGGGGAUACCGCUGCACUUGGAUAUUCAACUUGUCGAUGUGAACAACUGUCAUCCCAUGAAGGAUGUUUUCCUGGAGCUUUGGAGCGCAAACUCCACUGGCGUUUACAGCGGCGCUAUGUCGCCCAUCAACGGUCUUAACGGCGCAACCGACACUUCCAACCUGAACAAAUCCUUCCUGCGCGGACUUCAAGUAACCAGCGCCGACGGCGUCGCCCAAUUCGAGACCACCUUCCCCGGACACUAUGACGGACGCGCUACACACUUGCACAUCAUGUCGCACCUCAAUGCCACGGCCCAAGCCAAUGGAACCGUCUGGGUUUUGACAGCUACACACGCGGGGCAGCUAUUCUUUGACCAGGACCUCAUCACCGCGGUCGAAAAGACGGCACCGUAUACGGUCAAUCGCCAGCGACUGACCUUGAAUCGUGCGGAUGGCACUCUGCUGCAGGAGAUGGCGACAUCGGACCCCUUCCUGGAGUAUGUCAUGCUGGGUAACAAUAUCGGAGACGGUGUACUAGCUUGGUACCAGCUCGGCGUAAACCCAGCCUUCUCGCGCAAGAUCAUGGCGGUUGCACUGAACUACAAGGAGGGAGGCAAGGUCGCCACAGACAAUCCUAAGGUUCCUGGGCUGAGCGCAAUCUUCCCUGGUGGAUUUCCCACUGCGUAUCAGCCUGGUUAUGGGUCGCCAAAGGCGACGGGAACCCCGAGGACGGAUGAAGACCACGAGUAA
This is a messenger RNA of Paraphaeosphaeria sporulosa, 1119 nucleotides long. Its product is annotated as aromatic compound dioxygenase. Gene Ontology annotation, molecular function: oxidoreductase activity, acting on single donors with incorporation of molecular oxygen, incorporation of two atoms of oxygen; iron ion binding. NCBI's taxonomy places the organism in Eukaryota, Fungi, Ascomycota, Dothideomycetes, Pleosporales, Didymosphaeriaceae. The coding region runs from base 1 to 1119 and encodes 372 amino acids. The transcript has 4 exons. The record is from RefSeq and is a predicted model, not a curated record.